Messenger RNA from Phytophthora nicotianae INRA-310, 1098 nucleotides. RefSeq lists its product as hypothetical. Bases 1 to 1098 code for a protein of 365 amino acids. The record is from RefSeq and is a predicted model, not a curated record. NCBI's taxonomy places the organism in Eukaryota, Oomycota, Peronosporomycetes, Peronosporales, Peronosporaceae. The transcript has 2 exons.
AUGACGGAACAGCGAAGUGGCGGACCAAAGCGCCGCAGACCUUCGUACCUGGUGAGGCAGGACGAGGUGAAGCGGCUCCAAACGCAACUACAGGUGCUCCAGAGACAGCUGAAGCGCUUGCAGGCUCGCCCGAGAAGCGCAAGAGCCCAGAUCCUAGACGUCGUGGGCGCCAACAAUUCCCUCCGAGAUGUAAUACACGGUCAACAGCUCGCAGUGGCUGGAGCUCGGUCCAUGUUGGCUGGGAUGCAGGAGCGACAGACAGGAAGUCCCUUAUGCAGACACAUCCACCUGCCUCGAGAGUGGUGGGAGCGUCGCCAAGUGCUGCUGAGUCUAAAGAGUGACAUGAUCACGAGAGGCUGUCAGUACGUAGUGGCUCGUAGCCAACAUCUGGACCUUAUGAAGCCUCAGCUCAUGGAUCAUCGAUACGAGGAUGCCCAGGGCAAUUUCUGCUGCGAGAGGUUCGAGUUCUUCCACUUCACAGGCGUCCAAUCCAUUAAACAAGUGUUUGAGGCCAUAAAAUAUUUUAUGCUCAACAUGGAGAUCACUAUCUCCGAAGCGUUAGGACACACAACAGUUCGAGAAGAUUAUGAUACAGUGGACGACGGGACGUCGCUUUGGAACUAUCGGUUGUUAUCGACUGAUAGCCAUGGCAUCACAUCGGAGGUUAACAAAGUGGUGCUGACGGAAUAUUUUGACGAGUCGGUGCAAAUGGGAGGGGAACCGUGUGCUGUGGUUGUCACAGACAGCGUCGAUGUCGACAACUUGUAUCCGUAUAACCCACAAGAGAGAGUACGUAGAGAUAUCAGUGCCACGACUGUGUUAACGGAAAUGAAGCGCAAGAAGCAGAAGCGAUCGAUGUCGACAGAAAGUGAACAAUCCAACGAAUCCGGUAAUGAUAGAAGAACGUCAGACGGCGAUGAUAUGUUGAAUGAGGGAGAGGAAGACGAGCUCGUGGUUGUGAUGCAGCGUGUGGCUUUCAUGAAGAUGCACAAGCCUGAGUUUGAGAUCUCGAGAAGUGCCAUGAGGUCGUUGAAGGAGGGUAUUGCGAGCUGGGGAGAAGUGGAGGUGCAGUCGAUUCGAGGAGCAGUGAACGCCUGA